Molecule: messenger RNA, 1525 nt
Organism: Salarias fasciatus (jewelled blenny)
Lineage: Eukaryota; Metazoa; Chordata; Actinopteri; Blenniiformes; Blenniidae
Gene: kmt5ab
Product: lysine methyltransferase 5Ab
Exons: 8
Coding region: 135-1085 (316 amino acids)
Biological process (GO): regulation of DNA damage response, signal transduction by p53 class mediator; regulation of transcription by RNA polymerase II
Cellular component (GO): polytene chromosome; nucleus
Molecular function (GO): histone H4K20 methyltransferase activity; protein binding; transcription regulator activity
Source: RefSeq, a predicted model, not a curated record
GCUUCCACGGCCCCAUUCAACGCCGUGAGUGGAUUUUUCUUGUUGCAGAUAUAGCAGAUAACAAUCGAAACUCGGGAGCUGGACGCAAUAUAAAGGACACCACGGCACCUUUGGAUGUUAUUGUUAGACCCGAAAUGGCCAAAGGGAAAAAACAUGUGCUGAGAGCCGACAAAAACUCUGCAGACGCUGCUGCACCAAAACCAGUCAGCUCAAAGAGAGAAACAAAGGAAAACAAGCCAGCGACAAACAAGGAGUCUACAGGCAGAGUGCAAACAAUUCUCCAAAGUUUUCGCACUCCAUGCAAACAGAGGUCUCCUCUCAGAGACAGCUCCAGCGUGCGGAUUCAGGAAGGGAAUGAUAUCGAUGCAGCUCAUCUGGACACGCUGAAGCUGAAAGAAGACCUGCCCAGUGAGUCUCGAGAGCAACUGGCUGAAGCGGCCUGUCACAGCGAUAGCAUUCGAGAGCUGACUACAGUCCAGCAGGACUCUGUAACAGACAAGGUUCCAGUCCGGAGCAAAGCUGAACGCAGACCCAGAGCGAGGAUGGAGAAUACACAAAGCAGAAAGGUCACAGACUACUUUCCAGUCAGAAGGAGCAACAGAAAAACUCAGGCCAAGCUAAAGAAUGAAGAGCAGAGUCACAUUGAUGACCUGAUAAAAAAUAACGUCGAAGAGGGGAUGCAGGUCAAACACAUUGAAGGGAAAGGCAGAGGAGUGUUCGCUGUCUCUGGCUUCAGAAAAGGAGAUUUUGUGGUAGAAUAUCACGGAGACCUCCUCGACCUCACCGAGGCCAAAAAAAGAGAGGCGGAGUACGCUCAGGAUCCACAAACAGGCUGUUACAUGUAUUACUUCCAGUAUCAAUCCAAAACCUACUGCGUCGACGCUACAAAGGAGACGAGCCGCCUCGGAAGGCUGAUCAACCACAGUAAAAGUGGCAACUGCCAAACCAGGCUCCAUCCCAUCGACGGGACUCCCCAUCUGAUCCUCGUGGCCUCCAGAGACAUCAGGGCAGAAGAGGAGCUGCUGUACGACUACGGCGACCGGAGCAAAUCCUCCAUCUCUGCCCACCCGUGGCUCAAACACUGAAAAUUCCACCUCAUGUUUUUCUGGGUUGUGGGGAGGGGGCGGUUUUUAUACAGAGCAUUUUAUUUACUUUAAAUUGAAGUGAAACCUUCAAAUUUUAGUGUACUUUUUGCAGAAAUAAGCUUUUAUCAUGCUUUUAUUUUUAGUUUCUUUUGGGAUAAAUGAAUUUGACCUUGUAAAUUAUUACCUGUGCUGUAAAUUUCCGAUUAAAACAGCUGAGAAUCCAGCUGGCACGUUCAGUGUCAAAGGUCAUCAGAUAAACAGAUGGUGACAGCCUUCUGUCCUGAUGGAGGGCUUUUCUACUUUCAUCUGAUUUGAUCGGAUAGAAACAAGACAAAUGGGAACGACGUUUCCCAAGCUGACAUCAAACUGUGUAUGUGUUGCAUUCUGAGUACACCUGAACUCGUUCACUUCCAUCCCAGAGUGGAACUAAGCAAGUAAAG